This is a messenger RNA of Phalaenopsis equestris, 854 nucleotides long. Its product is annotated as ubiquitin domain-containing protein 1-like. The record is from RefSeq and is a predicted model, not a curated record. NCBI's taxonomy places the organism in Eukaryota, Viridiplantae, Streptophyta, Magnoliopsida, Asparagales, Orchidaceae. The transcript has 4 exons. Bases 234 to 578 code for a protein of 114 amino acids.
UCGAACUCGUUCACAACCCCAGAUUAACAGCAGCAGUUAGUCCAGGGAACUGGUUCCUUGACCUCGCAAAUCCGACCUCCUGCCUCUUCUCAAAACCCCACGAAUUCCGCUUGAUUCCUCAUCGCCGUUCGCAACUUGAUUCCUUCACCAUCGCUGUUCUUCCUGAUCUGUGGGUGUGGCGAUGGUCUGACCUGCCGUCACGUUGAUCGGCGUAUCGAGAAAAAUCUCCGACGAUGGGCUGCGCCGGAUCGUCUCAGAGAAAGGGAGAAGAAAAUACCAAAAAGGUUCGAAGGCCUAAGUUUUGGAAGCAUCCGCAGUCGAUAACCAUGUCUGAACUUAGAAGAAUGCGUGAGGAGUUCUGGGACACUGCACCUCACUACGGCGGCCAGAAAGAGAUUUGGGAUGCUCUCCGUGUUGCUGCAGAAUCUGAUAUCAACCUCGCUCAAACCAUUGUGGAUAGUGCGGGCAUCAUCCUCGCAAAUGCAGACAUGACCAUCUGCUAUGAUGAAAGAGGAGCGAAAUAUGAAUUGCCGAAGUAUGUUUUGAGUGAGCCCACCAAUUUGAUUCCUGAUAGUUGACCAUCCUAGGAGAAGAAUUUGAAUGGGACUGAGAUGAUUGUACAUCCUCUACAUUGAUUUGUACUCCAUUUCUUUUGUUUGCUAACUAUAUUUUGAUAUUUCUCAGUAACUUUUGAAUAUUUACAACUCCUUUAGGAAACAAAUGUCUGGCAAAUAUUCUGCUUCUUUCAUUCAGCAAAUUCAAUGUUCAUACGGUAUUGCUUUGUAGCUGCUUCACAGCACUUUCUACCAAAGUUAUUUGCUCACACAAUGAAUAGGAUAUUGUGUUUUUGAACA